Messenger RNA from Rotaria socialis, 852 nucleotides. Lineage: Eukaryota; Metazoa; Rotifera; Eurotatoria; Philodinida; Philodinidae. The record is from the annotation of a GenBank genome assembly.
AUGGGUUCAACAGUAUCUAGAGAAAGUCCGUCAAAUAGACCAACAUUUACCGUUCAUGGUCGUCUAUAUCGUAUUCUGGAUGUCAUCGGUCAAGGUGCUGCAGCUACAGUAUAUCGAUGUGAAGACCAAAAUGGUGAUCAAUAUGCUGUUAAAGUUUUUGAUUUUUCACCUCCUCAUCGAUCACCAACAGUUCAACGUGCUCAGAAUUUUGACAAAGAAGCACGUAUUUUAAAAUUUAUGAGCAGACGUUCACGCCAUUUUGUGUAUUUGUAUGAUUAUGAAUAUAAUCGUCAUGAAAAUCUAGGCUAUAUGAUCAUGGAAUUAGGUGAAGGUAGUUUAAGAGACAAACUAGUAGGACUACCAUUAAAUGAUCGACAUCGAAGAAUAUAUUGGAAACAGAUUGUCGCCAUCUUGAAAGAUCUUCAAAAUUCAAAUGUUGUCCAUGCUGAUAUCAAACCUGAUAAUAUAAUUCUAGUUAAUAAUGUGCUUAAAUUAACUGAUCUAGGUAUUGCCUUCCGUGUUGCUACACCCAUUAAUACAGUUCGACGAGGAAGAAUUCAGGGCACUCUAGAUUAUAUGGCACCUGAGGUAUUUUCUCAUCAGUCAGGUGUAAAAUCGGAUGUAUGGUCGGCUGGUAUUAUUCUGUAUGAAAUGACCUAUGGUCGUCCUCCAUUUUAUGGUAUUUUUGAUCGAAAUGAAAAAGCGGCUGCUAUAGCAUCAGGAACACCUAUACUAUUUUUUCCAGAGAGAAACCGGUAUUUAGUUGAUUGUAUGAGGCGAUGUCUUCAACCUAAUCCAUAUGCACGACCGAAUUCACAUCAUUUAGUAGCACAUCCGUAUACCAGAAUGUAG